UCUCGGGUUCUUUUUUUUCCUCUCUCUACCUCUCUCUCUCCUGCUUUUUGCAAGCACGUGGUCAUCGACCGGCUCUUUUGCAGCGGGUUCCAGCGGAGGCUUUUGCCCGGAGCAGAGAGAGGGCGACCUCGAGGAACGUGCGAGCUCCCCGGCGGAGCGCUUCGCAGGAGAUGCCAGCCCCGAGCUUCCUCCUGGCCGGGGCCACCCUGCUCAUCCUCCUCUUCGAGGCACGGACAGUAAUUUCGGCUCCCUUUAAUGGCUCCAAAUGGACUUAUGGGGGUCCCGAUGGAGAAAAAGCUUGGUCAAGGUCCUACCCCUUCUGUGGGGGACAGUUACAGUCUCCGAUCGACUUUCACAGUGAUAUCCUCAAGUACGAUUCCAGCCUCGCAACCUUAGAACUGGGAGGUUACAAUGCAUCCCACCCCGGAAUUUUCAACUUGACUAACAACGGACAUUCGGUCAAACUGAGCCUUCCCACCCACCUGUACAUCCGCGGGCUCCCGGCCCGGUUCAGCGCGGCCGAGCUGCACAUGCACUGGGGGAACCCGAACGACCCGCGUGGCUCCGAACACACCAUUGCCGGCAAACACUUUGCAGCUGAACUACACAUUGUACAUUACAAUUCGGACCGUUACCCGGAUGCAGCGACGGCAUUCGACAAACCAGAUGGGCUGGCUGUUUUGGCCGUUCUUAUUGAGGUCGGCCCUUUCAAUCCAUCAUAUGAUAAGAUCUUCAGUCAAUUUCAGAACAUUAAGUACAAAGACCAGAAAGUCUCCAUCCAGGGUUUUGAUAUCCAAGAACUCCUCCCUGACCGGCUGGAUGAGUAUUACCGCUACAAUGGCUCCCUGACCACCCCUCCCUGUUAUCCCAGCGUUCUCUGGACUGUCUUUCGAAACCCCAUCAGGAUUUCCCAGGACCAGCUGCUGGCCCUGGAGACAGCUCUCUACUGCACGCUCAUGGAUGACCCUUCCCCCUUGGAAAUGGUUAACAACUACCGGCACAUCCAAGAGCUUAAAGAGAGAUUUGUGUAUGUCUCCUUCCACCAAGACCAAGACCUUGUAGCCGCAGGACUGAGUAUGGGUAUUAUUCUCUCGGUGGCGUUAGCCUGCGUGCUGGGGGUGUGCCUCGUCCUUGCCGUGUCACUUUGGCUGUUCAGGAGGAGGAAGCAGACCAAAAAAGGAGAGGACAACAAGGGAGUGAUUUACAAGCCAGCUGUCAAGGAAGAUGCCGACUCCUCCAACGCCUGAGCCCUUUCCCGGCCCGAGCCCGCUUUCUGGCCGGCGGAGCAAGAGAAGAAAUUUGCCUUGGACUGUACAUGUCUCUUGCCUCGACUUGCAGGCGUUUCCCCCACCACAGAACAGCGAGCGUUUCCUCAGCUCUUGUCCUUCCUAGCUCAAGCACGACAUCUCCCAGGGGCGAAGUGUCAACGCCUCAGCUCUUUCUUUUGCUGUGUCCAACAGGAAAGCAUCUGGGUCUGGAAGUUCUGGGUAGGACUCUUACGGGGCCUAGUCGCUUUCUGACACCCCCAAACCAGGAGAGGCUUCCCCACCCCGAUCCAGUGGCACAAGACGGCACGAUUCUCGACAGGGAUAUUUCACCAGAGGCCUCAGCGCCAUGCCAUGUUCUUGCCACGUGCUUCUUUCCAGAAAGACUCAGGUUCACGCUUCCCUACUGCUGCUAAAACCUUCUCCCACCUCUACUAGGAUGCCAUGCUAUGUUAGGGCCAGGAUACAGGCAGCAAAAGACAGGUCAAACAACCACAAAGAUAACAUUUUCAGUGCUGGGCCAUGACUGUGCUCAUCCUGGGAACAACCGGAAGGAUUCAGCAAUGGUGUGCCGAUUAAAGAAUUGUCUAUUAGGAAACCCUGCCUGCGCACUUCCCGCCUGUGUCAUCGGAAGCUUCUUCAAAAAGCUAGUUUUCCAACCUAUCAUCACCAACUUCUAGCCGUGGUUUCUGAAGAAAUCUUGGCCUUCCUAGUUAGGUGUGAGUAUCACCUGCUCCCCGCUCCUGACUCUGGCAGUGACCACCCUACUAUCACAGCUUUAGUGGUUUCUCUGGACAGUAUCUGGGGGAAAAGGAAACCAGGAAAGACAACUAGAAGACCCAAGUUGAUAGCCCUUGAGGCCAUUCCUCUGGAAUGUGAUUUCCUGCUGCCUCAUGCUGAUUCAUGGAACUCCUCCCCAUUCCGUUGGGACAGGGUGUGGAGGAAAAGAUGACUGGGGCAGUGAGAGAUGGGAGAGAGGGGGUUUGAGAUCUCAGAAUGGAGAGAAUGGUUUCCUCCUGCUCCUCAUCAUCUUGGAGAAGUGAGUGUGUGAAUUUCAAGUCGCCAGUCACCUCGGCAGGCACUCAAACACCUGCCUCUGAUCCUGGAGAGAGUCCAGAAGGGAGCAAACCUGCACUCCUCUGUGGGAACAAGAGCAUUUAAAGGAGGCUGGCAGUGUGGGCUGAGUUUCUUUGGGCCUGGAAUCCUUUCCCUGCCUUCCGUGAAAGAGCAUUUCCACUCAAGAAGCCUGAAUACAGACAUUGGAGGGGUUGGUCCAUUUUUCCCUCUCAAAGAUAAUGGUAGCACAUGAAGCAGGAAGUCUUCCCCAGAAUUCACUCAUCUAACCCUCCUGUAACAGUCUGUCCAUCACCAUGGAGGAAGGAUGUCCUUUGCCCCGGCAACACAAGGAACCCAUGGGAUGUCAGGAGCAAAGGGGACAUAUUGCAUCGCAGGACCAGAAGGGACAUGGUCUGGGAAGGACGAUUCCAUCUCAGCCUCCAAAAUUGCUCUAGGACUUCUGGCCCAGUUUCAUCAGAGACAAUAAACUGAAACCGCUUGGUGCCUUCAGCCUCACAUCAGCAACUCUGGGAUUUCUCUCCGGACUCAUCCUUUCACCUCAAUCACAUGCUGUCCUGGUGCCUCUGAGUCUGUCAGAAUUUACCCCUGUGGUGAUUCACCUCAGCACCGCCGAUUCACCCGAAGUUUCCAGGGUAGCUUUGGUUCCUCUGACUUCCCCUUUCUUCACUAUGGGAGUCUAGAAUCUCCGUAUUUCUUGGCUAACAACUGGAAUGGAAGCGUUCAUUGUAAAUGCAGGAGAUUCACAUUAAAUUAUGGAAUCUGGA
This is a messenger RNA of Ornithorhynchus anatinus (platypus), 3106 nucleotides long. RefSeq names its product carbonic anhydrase 12 (gene CA12). Lineage: Eukaryota; Metazoa; Chordata; Mammalia; Monotremata; Ornithorhynchidae. Gene Ontology annotation, molecular function: carbonate dehydratase activity; zinc ion binding. The transcript is spliced from 11 exons. Gene Ontology annotation, cellular component: plasma membrane. The record is from RefSeq and is a predicted model, not a curated record. Bases 171 to 1247 code for a protein of 358 amino acids.